This is a messenger RNA of Xyrichtys novacula (pearly razorfish), 11346 nucleotides long. The record is from the annotation of a GenBank genome assembly. Lineage: Eukaryota; Metazoa; Chordata; Actinopteri; Labriformes; Labridae.
CUUUGACCUCACCCUGAACCUUGCUGGAGGCCCGACCAAUAACCCCACAACAAGCCAAGGAAAAGCAUGUAUAAUCUCCACCUAGCAACCUCUUUUUGGAGCCAGUACAGUGGUGGUGAUGGCGCUGACUUUUAAGAGAGACCCGCUCACUGGCUCACUGGCUAUAACAUUAUGAGCAACAUUAAGAGCAAUCUAAUAGAAUAUAAUACAGCUUUACCACAAAUCUUACUGUUGGGACUGAUGAAUUUAUUUUGUUGACAUGGUCAGACAGAUAACUGUUGUACAUAAUCUUUUGAGGAUAAAAUAGUGGGUGAGUGUGGUCAUGGUGAUAUAAUGAAGUGGAUUGGUGUUCCUUGUGUAUUGUCUACAGGGGGGAAUAGUUACCAAAAUUCAAAUGAGAAAGCAAAGUUAAAAAUUAAAAUGUAUUCACUUAAAUGUUUUUUUUUUUUUCAUUUUAAGAAUAAUAAUUCGAGUCAAAAUUCGAGUUAAUAAUUGAUUUAUAUUUCAUCUUUCAGAAAGCCCAUUAUAAUGAAAAUUUAACUUUCAGAAUAAAAGCCCCGACAAUUAGUUUUCAUAUUUUAAAACGUUAUUUGACAUAUUUGAAAUAAGAAUUAGCAGUACAUUUAUUUAUUUAUUGUUUGUUUGUUUGUUUGUAAAUCUACCCUGCUAAAAAGGUUACAAAUUUCAAUGUACCCAGACUUUGCAGACGUGCGUGGGACACUUGGACUAUCUGCUUCCGGCCGCCGGGUGAGUAAACCGUGGGAUAAUACGGUAUUCUCUCACAACCGGCCUCUACACUUAAAUAAUUAUGUCUAAAAUUUCAAAAAGAAGCAUCCUCUUCGCCAAAAAAACGUUAGAAAUACAAGCAAUCUGUCUAACAACAAUCCAAAACCAUAAACUGAAUACGUGCAAAACUUAUCCCUGUUUGAUGCAUUUCCGGGCACCCACUGUCUGUACGGUCAUGCGACGUCAUCCCGUCCGUCUGGCGUUGCGAGUUUACGUCAUUCUCGUUGGUAGAAAACGGAUUUGCAAAUGGAGGCUGCUGAAACGACCAUAAUCUGAACAACAAAAGGUAGGAGUUGUAUACAGUUAGCUCAUCAGUGAUCCCUCUGACGGGUUUCUUUGUCGUUUAUGUUAAAAAUGUGAUACAAAUAUCAGUUCAGUGUCGUUCUCUAGUUGGUGAAACACGACGUGGACAGUUGGAGCUUUAGCAUCGAGCUAACUUCAGCGAUAGUCAGUGACAGGGUGCUCGACCAGCGACUCAUUAAAUGUUUUUCUAAAGAAAAUCUGCUGUCAUGUUAAGUUAUUACUAGAUCAACACGUUUCUUUUAAACAGUAUUUUGCACAGUAGUAUACCCAUAAUCGAGUUUCUCAGUUAGUCGUCGUGACUAAACAAAGUGGGAUAUUUGUCUCCAUGAUGAUAAUGUUUUUGUUUACCUAUGAGUGAGGAUGGUGGUUUCCCAAAUAUUAAACAUAAUCUCAUUUUUACCAGCGUGUUCUCGUUUGAACUGGCCUUUUUGUAAUAGUCUGAUUAAAAUAAUGAAGUGCACUAUACUGUUAUUAUAUACCAUACUUCAAUCAUAUUGGACUGCAGUUCUUCAGAUAAAAACUUUACACCUUACCACCUUGACAUCUCUUUCAUUCAUCUAAGGUCUUCAGAUAGCACCUCGAACAGAAAAUGUGUAUUGUUUUCUUCAUUGAAACUUUAUAAAUCCCGGGAAUAUCGAAUAGAACCACCCAUGGAAAAGGAAAAUAUGUUUUUUCCCCCACAAAUGCAAAGAUUAAGAAUACACAGUCUUCGAUUAAAAUAAUAAUAGUUCACAUCAAUAGACAAGAUUAACAGAAAAAUUACAGUUCUGACUUUUUCUUGACUGUCUAGUGUGUUUGUGUGUCUGCAAACAUUGGCAAAAGCCUUACAACCAUAGACUGUAUACAGCCCAGUCACAUCAACAAAAUACCAGAAUCUAUUUAUUUCGUUUUGUUUUAUUCUACUUUGCUCUAUCACCAGUAUUGUUGUAAAAACAUAAAGCACACAGUGCUUCAUACAGAGUCGCUCACAGAAUAUUCUGGUGUAAGAAACAUCACACUGUACAUCAAGUGAUUGUAAAUUACACCAAGGUUUUGUGUCACAAUAAAACUGACUAAUUUAGCAGAUUGGUGAUGUGAUUAUUAUGUGUUGCUUAAAUUGAAGUUUCUCUGUAGCAGUUUUUUAUUAGUAUUAUUACUUUUUUUUUAUCUUCAAAUAUAGCCCUGGUUAUGACUAUCUGUUGUUAAUGACUACUUCGUAAUAGAGGGGCCAUGAACUAAUUGAAUAUUGAGAUUUAGACAACAGACAUCCGAGCUGGAACACAGAAGUAAUUUUUAUAAUAAUACAAGUUUCCCAACCAGAGUGAGUUGACAUAAGAUAGCUGUCAUGGGAAUAUGCUCUGUUUUUGAAAGUUUUCCCUGUGUUUGAGAUGUGUUUUUAUGUGAUUUAGAUACAUCAAAAAGGGGAUAAAAGAUUAUUUAAUGGCAUGAUUAUAACAACUGAAAGAAAGGAAAUAAACCUUCACAACCUUGUUGGUGUAUCACUGAGUAAUGCAUGGUCCUUCCUGUCAUAAUUUAGUUUGAGGAGGAUGUCCACUUUUCAUCCUCCAAAGAUUAGCGUGGCAAAAAAAAGUUUACAAACUACUGGUCUAAAAAAAACAUGCAGUAUGAUUAAGGCUUUUUCUCUUUUUGGUUAAAUUUCUUGUUCUACCCUCUAAGAUAAAGCCACUGCCAAAGAAGCAGCUGUCACUCAGGUGGUUUACAUCUGUAAAAUGACAUGUGUCCUGUCUUUACUUCUGUUUUGUAUCAUGUAGUUGUGGCCAUGUCUGAAUCCCUGUAUGAGAAAUUCCUGGCCCCAGAGGAGCCUUUCCCUCUCCUCUCCCAGCGAGCCAACCUUAGUGAUGUGGGGAAUCUGGAUGUAAGUGACUUCAGCUGUCAGCUCUCCUCAUGUCACAGAACGGAUCCUCUACACCGCUUCCAUAGUAACAGGCAAGUACUUAGUGUUCGAGCAUAUCACCAAGUGCAUGUUUCCUGUCUGAUAGUUACACAAAUUUUCCCAGUGUGUUUUCACUUAUCACUUGUAAAACUGCUGUUAUUUUUGAUUGGUUUGGGGAGCAGAGAUCAACUUUUGUGGAAGUGUUUCUUUAGACCAGGGGUGGGCAAUCAUGUUUCAUGGAGGGCCGAGAGGCUGCAGGUUUUCUUGUAUUUUCUUAUAUUUGUUAGGGCAGUGGUUCUUAAGUCCAGUCCUUGAGGCCCACUGUCCUGCAUGUUUUUGAUGUUUCCCUGCUCCAACACACCUGAUUCAAAUGAUCAGCUCGUUAUCAAGCUCUGUAAUGGCUUAAUAACGAGCUGAUCAUUUGAAUCAGGUGUGUUGGAGCUAGGCAUGUGCUGAUAUGACAAAUUUGAUAUCAUGAUAUUGGUGGCCCAAAAUAUCACGAUUCACAAUAUUAUCACGAUACUAGCGCAUUGCUUUUAAUGUUAUUAAAAAUGGCAAAAAAAACUGCGAAAUCACUUCUCUGUGCACAGCAUGACACGCACAAACAAUAUGAGCAAGAGGCAGCUAACGCGAUGUUGGGAGCAUAAGCUUUUUGGAGCUAAAGUUAGCAGAAACGUCACUAACGUUGUCAAUAUUAAGCAGUAGAGUAGACCAAACUUGUUGCAGUCAUGUUGUUUUUACCUUUUUAAUAGGAGGAUUCAGCCAAUAAAAUGCUCUCUACCUUGACAGAUUACUGUACAGUUUAUGUUACCAAGUGCAUCUCCAUAUGUGCAUUUUUGGGACACAUAAAAACAGAACGUAAGUUUGCUGCUCCAUUUGACAUGUUGUCAUGAUCUAAUACUCGUGUUUUUUAAAACAUCAGAUCAUAUCUCCUCCACUUUAAGAAGCUAAUGAGCAGAUGGAAUGCAUUGUGGACACGCUCCAACAGUGCUUUGAGUGGCUGCAAUGCAUUAUGGGUGGCCAUGCAUUUUGUUGUAAAAUUUCUUCAUUUUCUCUUUUAAUGUUCCAGUUUUUGUAAGGCUGGAAUUAAUGUACUUAAUUCGAAUGUUCUUUUGGAUUUGGGACUACUUUUGUGGUGGUUUGUUUGUACAUUUUGCGACUGAGGCUUUGACACUGUGGGUAAGACUACAAGCGGGUUAGGUUGGUAAGCACUCAGCUUCGCUUGCUUCCACUGAGUUUCACUGCCACUCAUCUUUACAUUAUAAUUGUGGAAAAAUUUUUACAGUACCUUACGAUUUCCUAAUCGCGGCCGUUUAAUAUCGCAUAUCGCGAUCAUAUCGUAUAUCGGCACAUCCCUAGUUGGAGCAGGGAAACAUCCAAAACAUGCAGGACAGUGGGCUUAGAGGACUGGACCUGAGAACCACUGUGUUAGGGGAAUGCCAAGACUCUCAGCUAGUGAGACUAGAUGAGACCAGGCUCAAGAUUGGGUUCGCAAUUUCAAGCUGAGAUGAGAAAUGAGGACUGAUUUUCGAGACAGCCUCAGUGAUGAAAUAUAUGCCCAGAAAAAGGUUUCUGACUCAAAUAGAAAUCUCGAUAUUUAUAACAUUUCAGGUUCAUUUUGAAACGUUUCAACGACACACAAACUUGUAAUAAAUGUCAAGUCAGUCUUUAUUUCUGAGUAUGAAUUACCCAAUGUGGUAAACACUGUAGAAGUGUCGUCAUUCUCAGGUUAGCCUGAUGCUGCUUGAGAAAGGCAGAGAGAAGUUUACUUGUUCACCCAAGCAGUCCUCCCAUCAUACAGAAUCAUGGGUAAUCAGAGUUAGAAAUAGGGUUAUUUGCAUCUAGUUAUUCAUAUUUCCUCUAAAGAUGGGCUUUUAUGCUUUUUUCACUGUCAUUUGAUCCAUUAGGCUAUUUACGUGACAAGAAUAUAGGCAUACAUUUUCUCUCAUCUAUGUCUCCCUCUGCCUUAGUGACUGCAUGUAGCACAAAAAACUCUGUUUUUAUCCUUAAAUGUCAGUUUAUGCUCUUUUACAAUGCUGGGUACACAGAGCUUGUAAUUACACACUACCAUGCUGUAGUUAAAACAGCAUGCUAAACCAGUGGUCAACCAAUAUUGUUGGUAAUUAGAGAGGACGGGUGCGUUUCAGAAAGCAGGUUUAGUGCAAACUCAGAGUCUGUUAACCCUGAAAUGAGGGAGGCUGGUUUUACUGUUUGAGAGAAGGAUGUAACUCAAACUCAAGAAGGAGGGACAAACCAGAAAGAGAACCAACUGAAGCUCGCAGUCAGUUACUGUGGCAACUGAGUCUGUGAACCUGGUGAGGAACAGGUUUUCUUUAAUCAACUCCAAGUUCCCAACCCCAUGCUGAAGAGGGGCAGUUUGGAGUGGUAUUUUAGACUGUGCUGAGAUGCCAUGGGACUGAUUUUCAUGCUUAAAGAUUAUCCGUACAUGUUGUUCCUAAAUUAGUAGCCUUGGGUUUCACAGAAUUUCACAACUUAGCACCCAAUUACACCUUAAUUUCAAAGGUUCAACAAUUUUCAGAGAUGAUCAACAACAACUCCUUGUCCCUCUAGGUGGAACCUUACCUCUUGUGGGACCAGUGUUGCCAGUUCAGAGUGCAGUGAGGAGCUCUUUUCCUCUGUGUCUGUGGGAGACCAGGACGACUGCUACUCCCUCCUGGAUGACCAAGAACUCACCUCCCUUGACUUCUUUCCAGAGGGCAGUGUUUGCAGUGAUGUCUCCUCUUCUAUUAGCACUUACUGGGACUGGUCAGACAGCGAGUUUGAGUGGCAGGUUGGUAACCAGACGGCAUUUUUUUCUACACCACAAAGAUGAAUGACUUUGCAGUUGUGCUCAAUCAUGUGAAUCUCAUUGCAGUCUUAUGUUUGGAUCAGAGUGGGUGUAGGUUUUAAAGUGAUAAGUUGGCAGCUGUGUCCGUUCUGCUAUAUGUAUCUUUAUUGCUUAUUCUGCAUCUUGUUUUUUGUAUGUUUGCCUCCCAGUUGCCAGGAAGUGACAUCGCCAGUGGCAGUGAUGUCCUCUCUGACAUAAUUCCAAGUGUUCCAAGUUCACCCUGUCUGUUUUCUAAGAGGAGGCCGAAGACUCAUCCACAUCGCAACUUGGAUGAGUUGCCAUGGAGUGCCAUGACUAACGACGAGCAGGUAAACAAGAAGUGAUUUAUAAAAGCUAACUAUCUACACUGGUGAUGAGCAACAUGGCUUCAAACUUAUAUCACUUCAAGGAAAUGAGGUGUAACAAUAUUUAUUUGGCACUAGAGAAACAGUACUAAACAAAGUUUGAACAGGGAUUGCAGUUUGCUGGAAGCAGUAUUUAAUAGUGCAAACAGAAUGAAAGGGCAUUUUCUAUCAUAGCUGAACUGACCCCAGAAAACAGAGCAAGUGCAAAAAAGUGAAUCAGCAAUAUUCACCACCGUCUAUAUUCAACAUAAUUCUUUGCUGCAAUAAGCAUUAAAAACACUUCAAUUACCAAGUACUUGCUGUCUACCUUUCUAUUUAGUUUUCAGUACGGGAAGUGACAUCUAGUCAAAACUAACAAAAUCUGACAUGUGCCUCUGUUUCCCUCAACCAGGUGGAGUACAUUGAGUACCUCAGUCGGAAGGUGAGCACAGAGAUGGGCCUGAGAGAGCAGCUGGACAUAAUCAAGAUUAUUGAUCCCAAUGCUCAGAUCUCCCCGACUGACAGUGAGUUCAUCAUAGAGCUCAACUGUCUGACCGAUGACAAACUCAAGCAGGUGAGUGGUAACACGGUCUCUGAUGUCAAUUGUUCUUUGUCAACUUUGUAAUGAGCACCUACGUGAAAGUCACAUCAAAGAACUGACAACAUCCAUUAACGCGUGUUAACAGUUAACCAACUCUUCCUGUUAAGUUUUAAAGCUUGUAUGGCUCUCAGUUUACAUAAAUGGUCCGUAUGAAAAGUCAUAGAGGAAGAGAGAGAGCUGUAAUGGCCAAGUAAAUCAAGAAAACCCUGGGACAUUUCAUUAGACAAGAUAUUAUAAGUUUGUCAAAGUAGUUUUUUCAAACUUUUUAACAAUGUGGAGGUAUAAACCAGAGUACAGUGAGAGCACAAUCAUUUUUAUUAAACCGCACAUCUUGGUACUUGAUUUGAUUUGUGUGGUGUCCUCAGGUGCGUAACUACAUCAGAGAGCACAGCCCAAGGCAGCGGGCAGGCAGCACCAGAGAGGGCUGGAAAAGGAGCAGUCAAAGCAGUGCAAGCACUGGAGGUGUAAGUGGGGCUAGCAGCAGUAAUGCCAGCAUGGUCAGCUCUGCCAGCUCCUCCACUGGCUCUACAGCUUCUAACUCUGUAGCAGGUAAGCCGGUUUGUAGGCCAUGGGGCAAUGGGAAAUCUCUUGUCUUAAAUGAAUAGUGAUGGGAAUGUGCAUUUGUUGUUCAAACAUUUAGCACUUUUGACUCAAGGUUAAAUGUUCAUCUUGGUGUUAAUCUGUCAGUUCUUCCUGGUCUAAAAAAAUGCUCCAAACUUUGCAUUCGAAGGUGGGACAGCAUCAGCCUGUAGUGGAAGCAGCGUUGCCAACAUCAGCAGAGCUCACAGUGAUGGCAACCUGUCCAGUGCUGCAGAGCGCAUUCGGGACUCUAAAGUGAGUGAGCUGAACAUAUUUGUGUAGACUUCUUUACGGGUAUUAUUAGAAAAAUACCAGAACUUUUGACCCAGUGAGUGUGCAUUUGCCUUCAGACCAAGGUUGGAAAUUAGCUUAAUUGUACAUGUGGCUGGAAAAAAAAAAAAUCCAAGUUAGUAAUUUUAAUUGGCCUUUUUGUUUUACCUAACAGUAUCUUAUAGUGCAGUAUGGCGUUAAUCUAGCAACUAGUUUAGAUUCAGUUUUAGCUGUGGUCUUCUGGUUUUUGUUUUGUGUUUUGAAUAUAUUCUGUAUGAUUUUCCGUAUGUUACACACACACUGAAAUCAUUAGGACACAUCAGUAAAGUGUCCCAAACUUAUUAUAAAUCAAUAUUAUAUCACACUUAUAUAGCAUCAGAUAUUUUCACUAACUUUAGUCCUCUUCAUUAGUUUAAAAGUGACUUAUUUUUAGAAUUCUAUCAUCCCUGCUUCAUAACCUUUUUUCAAUAAAGUGUGAGUAAUUGUUGCUUCAUUGUGUAAACAUUAUUAAUUCUUCUAUAUGCCACACUAUUUUCCAGAAACGUUCAAAGCAACGCAAACUUCAGCAGAAAGCGCUUCGUAAACGGCAACUAAAAGAACAGCGUCAGGCCCGCAAGGAGCGUCUGAGUGGACUGUUUCUAAAUGAGGAGGUGCUGUCCCUGCGAGUAACAGAGGAGGAUGACCAUGCCGAUGACCUUGACAUACUGAUGUGACACCAGUGAAUAAGUCAGUGCUCCCUCUAUGCCUGCUCUCUCAGUUCCUGGCCGCUACCAUGAGAGCAUAGACCAUGUUUAAUGCAAAUCUCUUUAUCCAUUAGCUUUUAAUGGGCUCACAUGUUUUUGUAACUUUUUUUUAGAGGGAUGUCUGAAAGGCAGUUGUUGCUUGUUGUAAACUUCUGUUGGCGCAUUACUUGCUUCCUCUCUUGUAGUACCAUUGGUGCAAAACUGACAAAAAUGCAGUCGCUAUAUAGGUAGUUCUGACAAAAAUGUAAAAAAAAAAAACUUAUUUUCACCAUUUUUUUCCCAUUGUGAUUAUUUAAAGGCUGAGAUACAGUAUUUCACAGCUUUUACAGUUUGACAAAUGUAUUAAGAUCUCUAAAUAAUUGACAGCACUUAAGCUGAUUUAAGUUUUCACAAAUACUGAAUUUACAGCCACAAUUUUCAGGGCUAUUUCUAUACAGCUCAUCUUGUCAGUCAUGGCCAUAAUCUAAAAUGCUGCAGGCAGUAUUGUUGCAAAAAACAUAUUCAACCAAAGUGGCUGAUCAGUACAAAUUAUCAGUAGAAAUUAGACAGCAAAGUAGAUUGAUCAGACUAAAGGUUUCUGAAUAGAGACAUCUAUUCAUCAAAUGUUUACCUCAUACUGUGUGUAAAUAUUAAGCCUAAUUCAGAGUUUAGGAAUAAUAUAAUCACCGUAUAUAAUCACACUACAAACAGCACAGAUCAGGGAAAACAUCCGUGUUUAAGGGGUUUCUAACGUUUUGACUUGAGUUUAAAGAAAUGAUCUGGUCUGUGUCUCCAUGUCCUGAGUGUUCCUGCAUCAUUUCACCCUGAAGGCUUAGAGGGAGCACUGAAACAGCCCGUGUUUAAAUCGUCUCCCACACAAGUCCCUGUGUUGUCCAAUAAAUAACAGCUUGCAUUAAUAUUUAAAAACACCUGUUGAAAUCUAGUGUAUGUAUUGUAGAAAAAUGAGAAAAUUCUACUGUUACUAAUUGCUUUAGGGUUUCCUAGUGCUAAAGGUGUUAUUCUGUAUAUUUUCCCCUCUAUGUUUGUGUAUCUUAAUGCGUUUUUUUUUCCUCCUCUCUUAAUUAUUUUGCUGCUUUAUUGGAAUUUUGGUUUGAAGCUUUUUGCAGAUUUUUUUCGAAGUACUUGAGGUGGUAGUUCUCUGAGACAUAUUUUAAACUGACUCUGGAAUGAUCUCCAAUCUUGUUUUCUAGCAUUACUCUUUGUUUCUAACAAAGGCCUAAAUAAACUCAGACUAUUCAUUCAUUCAGUUUGUGUGACUGUUUCUGUGGCUAGUUUGUCUUUGAAUUACACUUUGGGCAGAUGUGCAUUGAACAUAAAGUGAUUAACAUAGACUUGAAUUUCUUGUUGACAAAUUAAAAAAAAAUCAACAUCCAGGUUCUGACUAAACACUAAUGCAGCAGGAGCAGCUUAUAAUCAGUUUAAGCUGCUUCAUGUUUCACAUUCACUGUAGAUGCUUGUGUUGUUGUGUCUAAUUCAUAUUAGAAGCACUUUGCCUCUCCCUGGUAAUGUGAUCAACCAUGUCUAACCCUUAAUGUGUGCCGAGCUCUGACAUUACAGCCAUUAAUCAUAUCAUCAUGUAGAGUGGUGCUGUAUUGAUCCUGAAGUUUUGAAUUAGUAAAACUACAAAAGCAGAUAUUUGCAACUCAGGAGUUACUUUGACAAUUUAACAACAGGCAGUGUAAAUAUGGUCAGAAUAAAAGAUCUAGAGCUGUGUUUUGCUGUUUACAAUUUUAAGUGAUGUAAAGCAACAUCUUAAAUCAUUCACCGGGGGGAAAAAAAGAAGAAAUGGGGAAAAAGAUUCAGGUUAAAAUAUUUGGAGGAUGACCAGUUGGUUCUUGAUCCUUGAAUUACCUCUUAAAGAGCAGUAAUGCAAUUUGGUUUCUGGUUUUAGUUUUUACCACCACUCAGCCUAGAAAGCGUAGAUCAACAAUGUAUUUUAUCACAUAAUAAUGUGAUGAGUUUAUUGAUCUAACAAUAGAAGUUUUACCUUAUAAUUGAUACUGAUCAGUAAUCUGGAUUUUUUUAAGAUAAGAUAAGAAAGAUAAGGAAAGAAGAACUUUAUUAAUUCCCGAAGGAAAAUUUAAUUGUCUGUUUUCUCACAUAAUGUGUCUAUAAAAGUUAUCUACUAUUUACAUAAGAGUUAUAAAGUCUAAUGGCUGUUGGUACAAAAGAUCUUCUGAAUCUUUCUGUCCUGCAGCGAAGUGUGAGAAGCCAUCCACCACCAUUGGUCCUUUGGUCCAUCAAGGUGUUGUGAAGUGGGUGAUCCAUGUUCUUGAGAAUAGUCUCCACUUUCCUCAGUGUAGAUCUCGCUCCACCACAUCCUCCACUGAGUCCAGUUUGAGUCCAACCACAGAACCAGCCUUUUUCACCAGUUUUUUAAGACGUCUUGCAUCAUUUUAUUGGAUCCACUGAGAUGUUUUUCACCUUAUUUAUACACUUACUUAAUUUCAGUUUUUUUUGCCAUGUAGAGAGUCAAGCCAUUCAGGUGUUGGGAACAUGACUCAGAUCCUUUUUUAGUGACUCAGACUUGACUCAUACUUAAACUCCUGGGACUGGAGACUCAUCUUCGACUCAAGGUUUACUGCAGUGAACAGCUUCGAGCACUUCAGAGCUCCAUCCUGGUUAUAGCAGCUCUUACCUCAGUGUCUUCUGAGAUUAGCUCAGAGAGCAAACAUCGACAUUGUAAAACCAACAGUAUGCAGCUUUCACCUUUGUGACAGAAAAGGGAAUUGUAAGUUGCUGCCCCAACAACUUGUCACUCAUCCUGAUUCGCUGCCUUGAAACAGCGUAUUCUGGAGAUGAGUGAAAUCCCUGCACUGCAGCUGAGAGGCGGAUGCCGAACCAAGAAAAACAAAAGACUGAUGGAGCUGGUUCAAGAGCAAAAUAAGCCUCUCAUUUCUAACCUUGAGAGACACAACCUCAACACCAAUCAUGCUCACAGUAAGCGCCAUCUGCAUUGCCUAAACAUCAUCGAAGGAGCCCCAAAAUCAGGAGAAAUAAGUCUUGACACUGGAAGCGCA